GUGAGGGAGGGAUCAUGCGGGAGCGCGAGAGAAGAACACUGCCAUGCAAAGCGUCGCUUGACAGCAUCUUUUAUACUUGGCUUCGUUGCAUAAGGAUUGUGCAUCUGCGCCGGCUAUUGAAAUCGCCUUUUAUUUCGAUGCGCGAUGCGUCUUCGCUUUACCAGAUAGACGGAGUCGCGUGAAAGGAUGCUGCACACGGAGGAUCGUUGCUGUUUGACAUGCACUGACAUUUAAAAUGAGCCAUGCAUCAUGAGUGCACAGCGUGAUUAAACGCGUGCUUUUAAUCCGUAGGCUGCUCUGACACAUUCUGGAUGUUUGUAAUGGGGGUCAACGCAGGAGCCGGAGGCGGUGGGAUUUGAUCGCUGCCUCUACUGCGUGUUUUACUUGCAUUUAUACACUUGCAUCAUCAUCAUUAUCAUCAUCAUAGGCGCGCGUUGAUCAGCUGUUCGGCUUGAGAAACUGCGGCGCGCGCGGCUCGUGUGUGGUGCUGAAAGAACAGCUCCCACCACAGCGGAUCGUAUGGAUCAAUAUUAGGGGGGACUGACAGUGUCGCUCUCGGGCUUUAAUGGCUGUGGCACGCAAGAUCAAAACUCUGCUGACGGUCAACAUUCUGGUGUUCGUCGGGAUCAUCCUGUUCUCGGUCUACUGCAGGAUCCAGGACCGCUCGGAGGAGCUCGUGCAGAUCGGGAGACUGUCGGACCAGAGGCUGCGAGGCAGGAAUGCCAAAGUUACGAACUCCAUGGACAGGCAGUCCAUUCUCAAGAGACUCGAGCGACUGGAAGAUGUGGUCUAUAAUCAGUUAAAUGGUUUAGCCAAGCCCAUGGGUCUGGUGGAGGGUCCUGGAGGUCUAGGACAGGGCGGUGCUGCUGCCACGCUGGGAGAGGAUAGCCGGGAGACUGAAGGGAGAUUCGAGGAGUAUGGCUACAACGCCCAGCUGAGUGACCGCAUCUCCUUGGACAGGAAUAUUCCGGACUACAGGCCCAAAAAGUGUAAGCAGCUGACCUACUCUGAUGACCUUCCUCAGAUCUCUGUGGUCUUCAUCUUUGUGAACGAAGCUCUUUCUGUCAUCCUUCGCUCAGUUCACAGCGUCGUCAACCACACUCCGGCACAUCUGCUCAAAGAAAUCAUCCUGGUGGACGACAACAGCGACAGCGUGGAGCUGAAGUUCAAUCUGGAUCAUUAUGUGAAUAAACGAUAUCCCGGCCUGGUGAAGAUCGUGAGGAACAGCAAGCGAGAAGGCCUCAUUCGGGCCAGGAUUCAUGGCUGGAACGCAGCCACUGCUCCUGUUGUGGGCUUCUUUGACGCUCAUGUGGAGUUCAACACAGCCUGGGCUGAGCCGAUCCUCACCAGAGUGAAAGAAGAUCACACUAGGAUAAUCCUCCCUGCGAUAGAUAAUAUCAAGUACAAUACCUUUGAGGUGCAGCAAUACGCUAAUGCGGCUCAUGGCUACAACUGGGGCCUGUGGUGCAUGUACAUCAUCCCGCCUCAGGAUUGGCUGGACAGAGGAGAUGAAACUGCUCCAAUCAGGACUCCUGCAAUGAUCGGCUGCUCUUUUGUAGUGGAUCGUGAAUAUUUUGGAGAGAUCGGUCUGCUUGAUCCGGGCAUGGAGGUCUAUGGAGGAGAGAACAUUGAACUUGGUAUGAGGGUUUGGCAGUGUGGUGGCAGUAUGGAGGUCCUUCCAUGUGCCAGAGUCGCGCAUAUUGAACGCACAAAGAAACCAUACAACAAUGACAUCGACUACUAUGCUAAGAGGAAUGCGCUGCGGGCGGCAGAGGUCUGGAUGGAUGAGUUCAAGUCCCACGUCUACAUGGCCUGGAAUAUUCCUAUGAACAACCCAGGAGUGGAUUUUGGAGACGUAUCAGAGCGUGUGGCUCUGAGGAAGAAAAUGAACUGCAGGAGCUUUCGCUGGUACCUCGAGCAUGUCUAUCCUGAGAUGAGAAUCUACAAUAACACCAUCACUUAUGGAGAGGUGCGAAACAGUAAAGCCAGCGGCUACUGUCUUGAUCAGGGCUCAGAGGAGGAUGACAGGGCCAUACUCUACCCUUGUCACGGCAUGUCAUCGCAGCUGGCAAGAUACACCACUGAGGGCUUAUUGCAGUUAGGACCCCUGGGGUCGACUACGUUUCUGCCUGACACAAAAUGCCUGGUGGAUGACGGAAGAGGAAGGACUCCAAGCUUGAAAAAAUGUGAUUCUGUCACCCGGUCAUCCCAGAGGCUCUGGGAUUUUACUCAGAAUGGCCCUAUCAUAAGUCGAGACACGGGACGCUGUUUGGAGGUUGAAAUGUCAAAAGAUGCAAACUUUGGCCUGCGAUUGGUGGUCCAGCGCUGCUCAGGGCAGAAAUGGAUGAUUCGGAACUGGAUAAAACACCCCAGACACUGAGAAACAUCCAAGCUGAAAACUAAAUAACCUGAGCUGGAGAGCAGCCAUAGAGUCUGGGGUUCAGACUCACUCACGCAAGAAACUCUUUCAGGGGAAAACACUCUCAAUAUAGACGUCCAAAGGUGAAAUAUUGUCUUUGGACGUAUUUACUGUCGAGCGAGCAGCUAAAGCAAAAGAAAGACUUGCUCCACUUUAAAGACUUCCAGCGGAUUUGGGAGAAAAUUCUGAGAGAAAUGAUGAAAGAGCUGAGGAUAAACAAAGAAACAAGCAGCAAAAGUUGCAAAGCCCACUGAGCAAAGUCUUGAGAUUUAUUACUUAUCAAUUGCCAUAUCAACACUUAUUUCUUCAGGCUGUGAAUUGCUUUGGAUAAUUGAAUAUCCACAUUGAAACUUUAAUGGGUAUCCUAAGUGCUACAAAAACAGAAAGUAGGAUAGACUUCAAUCGGACACCAGUUUCAGCUCUUUUAGCUAUUGAGUAUUUUCUUUCUUUAAUUUACAGACUUAAUUGCUGAUGCACAACACAAUGUGUUCACUCAAGAACUCAUGUGCCUUUCUCCAUCUUUAUGCCAUCAGACCAGGGAAUGUUCCUCCCUAAGCAUGUACAAAAUAUUUGAUUUUAAAUUAAUGAAAAUAUGAAUAUAAUGUUAAGAGGUCUUAUUGUAGAAAAAAAAACACGUUGUAAAAUACUUCAAACAUGAUAAUCCAGGAAGAU
Danio aesculapii is the source of this 3091-nucleotide messenger RNA. RefSeq names its product polypeptide N-acetylgalactosaminyltransferase 9 (gene galnt9). Gene Ontology annotation, cellular component: Golgi apparatus. The coding region runs from base 566 to 2380 and encodes 604 amino acids. The transcript has 11 exons. The record is from RefSeq and is a predicted model, not a curated record. NCBI's taxonomy places the organism in Eukaryota, Metazoa, Chordata, Actinopteri, Cypriniformes, Danionidae.